AUGUCAAUACAUGUAAUUGAAUUGGACAUGAAUUCAAUGAAAUAUUACAUUAUAUUGGUUCACAUCAUUGUUUUGGCCAAUAGUUUGGCAAACAGUAGCGAUAAAUUGAUUUCCAGUCAAUACUAUGCGGCCAAUUGGGAGUCGAUAGACGCCCGACCGCUGCCCGGUUGGUACGAUAGGGCAAAGGUUGGCAUUUUCAUACAUUGGGGUGUCUUCUCUGUGCCAUCGUGGAGUUGGAAGGGAGAACACGAGGAGGCCUACGACCAGUUCAUGGCACGUAACUAUUACCCGGGUUUCACUUACGCCGACUUUGCCCAUCAGUUUACCGCUGAAUUCUAUGACCCCGACUAUUGGGCCGACAUUUUCAAAGCGUCGGGCGCUAAAUACGUGGUACUGACGGCCAAACACCACGAGGGCUACACUAUGUGGCCGUCGAAGACAUCGUUCAGUUGGAAUGCGGUCGAUGUCGGCCCGAAUCGAGACCUUUUGGGUGAUUUGGCCAAAGCUGUCCGCAAAGCGGGCCUACGGUUUGGUGCCUAUCAUUCGUGGUUUGAAUGGUUUAAUCCGUUAUAUAAUGACGACAAACGCCACAAUUGGACGACUCAGCGCUUUGUCCAAUUCAAAGCGCGGCCAGAACUGGAAGAGUUGGUCAAUACAUACAAACCGGACGUGAUUUGGUCUGACGGCGAGUGGGAAGCGCUCGACACCUACUGGAAUAGCACCGACUUCUUGGCCUGGCUUUACAACGAGAGUUGCGCCGACCGUUACAAUCCGGGUGUACUUCAACUGCACAAAUGGGAGAACGCCAUGACUUUAGACAAGUAUUCGUGGGGUUAUCGACGAGACGCACAGCUCAGCGAUUAUAUAACUACACACGAAUUGGUCACUAUUUUGGCACAAACUGUCAGUUGUGGCGGAAAUCUAUUGAUAAAUAUCGGUCCCACACCUGACGGACGGGUUAUACCCAUAUUUGAGGAGCGUUUGCGAGAGUUUGGUUCGUGGCUUGCGGUGAACGGCGAGUCUAUAUACGCGACCAAACCCUGGAAAUACCAAAACGAUACCAUCGCUACCAAUGUUUGGUAUACACAGAGGUGUACGCAUAGAGCGGGCACUGUGUAUGCGAUAGUACUCGAGUGGCCGCUAAACAAUCGGUUGACUCUCGGCUCCGUUGACACCAGAAUUGUCGAUACAAUUCAAUUGUUGGGAACAAAAGGCAAUCUAGUGUUCAAAGGGUCGGGCACUUCAACUGUGGUCACUUUCCCGCAACUCUAUCCCGGAUCGCUAUCGCUCGCAACUGUUUAUCUUAUGAAUGAUUAG
Messenger RNA from Medioppia subpectinata, 1317 nucleotides. The record is from the annotation of a GenBank genome assembly. NCBI's taxonomy places the organism in Eukaryota, Metazoa, Arthropoda, Arachnida, Sarcoptiformes, Oppiidae.